Messenger RNA from Solea solea (common sole), 2776 nucleotides. RefSeq names its product mitochondria localized glutamic acid rich protein a (gene mgarpa). The coding region runs from base 137 to 2557 and encodes 806 amino acids. The record is from RefSeq and is a predicted model, not a curated record. Gene Ontology annotation, biological process: anterograde axonal transport. Lineage: Eukaryota; Metazoa; Chordata; Actinopteri; Pleuronectiformes; Soleidae. The transcript is spliced from 9 exons. Gene Ontology annotation, cellular component: mitochondrion.
CCCUGGCUGUGACGUCAAAUUCCGCGUGUGCGCGCGUGUGAGCCAAGUGCAGAGCUGCGAGAACGUCUUCAUCAUCAGCCUCUGUAUCAGCCUCUGCUUCAGCUGUAGUACGCGGUGGUUCACGUGGAGCAAAGCGAUGUAUUCGUGCAGAGCGGCCUGGCAGAAGUGCGGACCUUUGGCACGGAGAGCUGCCCACAGACUGCCCCGGGAUGUUGUGCCACGGCGGACGAUGUCCUCACAGACUGGUAGUACCAAGCAAGCCAUAGGCUACACCGUAGCGUGCAGUGGAGCCUUUGUCGGCGCUUUAGCAUUGGCGUACGCCAUGACAAAUUCUGACCGGUACAACGAACGCAUCGCACAAAUGGAUGCCAGACCCAAGGAGUGGACACCAAAGCCAUGGCCACCUAAGAGUGCAGGCGAUGAAGAGGCUGCAGAGGAGGAGGAGGAGGAGGAGGAGGCGGCAGCUGAGGCUGAGGAAGAGGAGGCUGCUGCACCUGCUGAUACUGAGCCAGACACUGUGGUGGAGGCUGUUGCUGAGGCAGUAGCGGAGGCUGCUGAAGUGGUCGUGGAGGCAGCGGAGGAAGUCGCUGAGGCUGCACAGGAGGUGGAGCAAGUCGCGGAAGAAGUGGCCCAAGUGGCAGAAAAUAUUGAGGAGGCUGCCGAGGCCGUCGCAGAACCUGCCUCCGUCACUGCCGAGGAGCCCGAAAGCAACGUGUUUCCGGUAGCUGCCGCUAGUGUAUCAGAACUGAAGAUGGCCAAAUCACCAGCAGAAGCACAGCCCAUUGAAGUAACUUCUCUAGUUGAAGAUGUUACUAAACAAGAAGAGGCUCCUGUACCAGUAGAGGUUACAACAACAGAAGAAGCAUCUGCACCAAUCGAAGAGGCACCAGUUGAAGUUACAUCUGUGGAGGAACCUGCGCCAGUUGUGGAGGAGGCACCUGCGCCAGUUGUGGAGGAGGCACCUGCGCAAGCUGUUGAGGAAGCCCCUGCACCAGUUGUUGAGGUUGCCCCAGUUGUUGAGGAGGCCCCUGCACCAGUAGAGGCUGUCCCAGUUGUUGAGGCCCCUGCACCAGUUGUUGAGGAAGCACCUGCACCAGUGGAGGCUGCCCCAGUUGUUGAGGAGGCCUCUCCAUCAGUUGUUGAGGAAGCACCUGCACCGGUGGAGGCUGCCCCAGUUAUUGAGGAGGCCCCUGCACCCGUUGUUGAGGUGGCACCCGUUGUUGAGGAGGCCCCUGCACCCGUUGUUAUGGAGGCCCCUGCACCCGUUGAGGAAGCACCUGCACCAGUGGAGGCCGCCCCAGUUGUUGAGGAGGCCCCUGCACCAGUUGAGGAAGCACCUGCACCAGUGGAGGCCGCCCCAGUUGUUGAGGAGGCCCCUGCACCAGUUGAGGAAGCACCUGCACCAGUGGAGGCCGCCCCAGUUGUUGAGGAGGCCCCUGCACCAGUUGAGGAAGCACCUGCACCAGUGGAGGCCACCCCAGUUGUUGAGGAGGCCCCUGCACCAGUUGAGGAAGCACCUGCACCAGUGGAGGCAGCCCCAGUUGUUGUGGAGGCCCCUGCACCAGUUGAGGAAGCACCAGUGGAGGCCGCCCCAGUUGUUGAGGAGGCCCCUGCACCAGUUGAGGAAGCACCUGCACCAGUGGAGGCCGCCCCAGUUGUUGAGGAGGCCCCUGUACCAGUUGAGGAAGCACCUGUACCAGUGGAGGCCGCCCCAGUUGUUGAGGAGGCCCCUGUACCAGUUGAGGAAGCACCUGCACCAGUGGAGGCCGCCCCAGUUGUUGAGGAGGCCCCUGCACCAGUUGAGGAAGCACCUGCACCAGUGGAGGCAGCCCCAGUUGUUGAGGAGGCCCCUGCACCAGUUGAGGAAGCACCAGUGGAGGCCGCCCCAGUUGUUGAGGAGGCCCCUGCACCAGUUGAGGAAGCACCUGCACCAGUGGAGGCCGCCCCAGUUGUUGAGGAGGCCCCUGUACCAGUUGAGGAAGCACCUGUACCAGUGGAGGCCGCCCCAGUUGUUGAGGAGGCCCCUGUACCAGUUGAGGAAGCACCUGCACCAGUGGAGGCCGCCCCAGUUGUUGAGGAGGCCCCUGCACCAGUUGAGGAAGCACCAGUGGAGGCCGCCCCAGUUGUUGAGGAGGCCCCUGCACCAGUUGAGGAAGCACCUGCACCAGUGGAGGCCGCCCCAGUUGUUGAGGAGGCCCCUGCACCAGUUGAGGAAGCACCUGCACCAGUGGAGGCCGCCCCAGUUGUUGAGGAGGCCCCUGCACCAGUUGAGGAAGCACCUGCACAAGUUGUUGAGGAGGCACUAGCUGAAGAGCCAGUCACUACUACAGCCGCUGAAGAAGAUAUUGAUGCAGCUCCAGCUCUAGUGGCCUCUCUGGGCGAAGAUCCCAAGAAAGAGUACAUAGUUGUUGUUCUGGAAGGAGCACCUAAAGAAGAAAAGAGGCCCAGGGUGCUGGGGGUGGGGCCCAUGACUGGUAGAAUCAUCCCAGCUCCAGAUGAUGAAGAGGCUCCUGCUUCUGAGGGUACGCGACGUCUUCUAAAGAUGCAAAUGCAGUAGUUCCAGUGAAGUGAUUGUCUCCUGAGUGAUGAAGACGUGCCUUCUCCAACACGUUCCUGUCGUCCUUUUACCCACAAUUCCAUGCAUUGACUAUACAGUUUCAGUGUAAAGCACACACAUGUGAGACAGUGUUUAGAUCAAUAUCUACUCUGUGAAACUGUCUUCCGUUACUAUGACACUCCACACUGACCACUGUCUCUGUGACCUCUGACCUCUGUG